GCUUUCUUCGACUCCUCUCUCUCUCCCUCCCCAGACCUACAGCUGAAGAAACUGAAAAGUGAAAACCUUAAUCCUCUACAGGCGCCGCUCUUGUUUCCUCUAAAUCCAGCUCUUACUUUCGCGAAUCAAAGAUUCUAAGAAAAAUGACUCAAGAUGUGGAGAUGAAAGAGCAACCAGUUCCUUGCAAUUCCGUUACCUCCUCUUCUUCCUCCACUCUGCAUCAUUUGAAGGAAAUUGCGUCUCUGAUAGAGACCGGUGCAUAUGACCGUGAAGCUCGCCGUAUUUUGCGAGCUAUAAGACUUACUAUGGCUUUAAGAAGGAAGCUGAAGGUGUCUGUGCUGUCCUCGUUCCUCAGUUUCGCUCUUGCCCCUGGAUCCGAGGUCCUUACUCGGCUUUCUUCUUAUCUUCCUAAGGAAGAUGAGCAGGAGAUGGAAAUCGACACUGCAACCUCUGCUGCUCAACCUCCUGCUAAGCAUUCCCUGCCAGAGCUAGAAAUCUACUGCUACUUGCUUGUCCUGAUAUUUCUGAUUGAUCAAAAGAAAUACGAUGAGGCAAAGGCAUGUUCCUCUGCUAGCAUUGCUCGGCUGAAGAAUUUGAAUAGGAGGACACUUGAUGUCCUAGCUUCUAGGCUGUACUUUUAUUACUCUCUUUGCUAUGAACUCACGGGUAAUCUUGCUGAAGUUAGGAGUAACCUUCUAGCCCUGCACCGUAUUGCAACAUUGCGCCAUGAUGAGCUGGGUCAGGAGACGCUUCUUAACCUGCUACUUCGCAAUUACCUCCAUUACAAUUUGUAUGACCAAGCUGAAAAACUGAGAUCAAAGGCACCCAGAUUUGAAGCUCACUCAAAUCAACAGUUUUGUCGAUACCUCUUUUACUUGGGGAAGAUCAGGACAAUCCAAUUGGAGUACACUGACGCCAAAGAGUGUCUCCUCCAAGCUGCUAGGAAAGCCCCUGUCGCAGCCCUUGGUUUCCGGGUCCAAUGCAACAAAUGGGCAAUCAUUGUCCGAUUACUACUAGGAGAAAUCCCCGAGAGGACUGUUUUCAUGCAGAAAGGCAUGGAGAAGGCAUUGAGGCCCUACUUUGAACUGACAAAUGCUGUCUUCAUUGGGGAUUUGGAGCUUUUCAGAUCUGUUGCUGAGAAGUUCUCGAGUACUUUCAGUUCAGACCGGGCCAAUAACUUGAUUGUUAGGCUGCGGCAUAAUGUCAUUCGGACUGGGCUACGCAACAUAAGCAUCUCAUAUUCUCGCAUCUCACUGGCUGAUGUUGCCAAGAAGCUUAGAUUGGACUCUGUUGCUGAUGCCGAGAGCAUUGUAGCUAAGGCAAUCAGAGAUGGAGCUAUCGAUGCCACAUUGGAUCAUUCAAAUCAAUGUAUGCUGUCUAAGGAGACGGGAGACAUCUACUCCACGACUGAGCCUCAAACGGCAUUCAACUCUAGGAUUGCUUUCUGCCUCAAUAUGCAUAAUGAGGCGGUGCGUGCGCUUCGGUUCCCACCAAACUCACACAAGGAGAAAGAAAGUGCCGAGAAGAGGAGAGAGAGACAACAACAGGAGCAAGAGCUUGCAAAGCACAUUGCAGAGGAAGACGAUGAUGAGUUCUAACAAAGGGUGACGACGCGAAAAGGCUAUUUAUCCACCGUAUGAUUGUUUCAUGGUGUAUUUUACUUUUAAAUGCUUUAGUAGAAUUCUUUUGCUUCUCUUUUCACGAUGGCUACUAUGUCCAUUGAGUACAUUGCUUUACAAUGGUCACUUUGGAGUUGCACUUGUGUUUUUUACCCUUGAUUUUUA
Messenger RNA from Hibiscus syriacus, 1784 nucleotides. Its product is annotated as probable 26S proteasome non-ATPase regulatory subunit 3. The coding region runs from base 144 to 1598 and encodes 484 amino acids. The transcript has 9 exons. Gene Ontology annotation, molecular function: enzyme regulator activity. Gene Ontology annotation, cellular component: proteasome complex; proteasome regulatory particle, lid subcomplex. Gene Ontology annotation, biological process: regulation of protein catabolic process; ubiquitin-dependent protein catabolic process. Lineage: Eukaryota; Viridiplantae; Streptophyta; Magnoliopsida; Malvales; Malvaceae. The record is from RefSeq and is a predicted model, not a curated record.